AUGAUAAAAAGUAGAUUACUUUAAAGAAGUUCUUCUAAACUAACUCAAUCUUAAACCUCUCUAAUGAAUCAAUCAAUGACUCUGUAAUCAAUUAUUCAAUACAUAUAGAAUUAACAGUAUUAGAAAAUAAUCAUCUAAUUUUUCAUUGGAUAAGCAAACUGAAGAAAAUGGAACAAGUAAAUUGAUGAAAAGGAUUACUUAAAAAUAAACACAUAGAAGUAUAGAUGAUAUUUCAAGAUUACUACCUUUAAAUGAUAAUCUUAUAAAUGUUUAUAACGAUUUUGAAGAUAAUUUUAAAGUUAUUAGAGAAUCAAAUAAAGUCAAAUAGGAAAUACCAUAAACAAUUAAAUAAGAAAUUGUAUAAAUUAAUAAUUUUAAUAUUUUAAAAACUGCAGAUGGUUUAAGUUUAUGUGAUUUAUAUCCUGAAAAAUUAAAUCGAAUAUAAAUUUAUAGAUUUAAGUUUUAUUAUUUUCGAGCUAGAAUAAAAAAUAAACUAAGUCCUUUAUAAAUACAUUUUACAUUCCCAAAUAUCUCAUAAAAUUAAAUAUACAAAGUGUUUUUAUCAACAAGUGUAGAAUUUCCAACAAAAUUUAAUUGUGAACAAUCUACAUCAAGUAGAUCAAUUAAAAUUAAAACAAAAUCAGGAACAAAAUUAUUUUAUGAAGAUUAUAUUUUCAUGACUUUAUAUGCUGAAUCAGAUUUUAUUAUCAGUAUUCAUUUAGUAUUUGGAGAAUUUCAUAAUAUGAAUUUGAAUGAGAAAUAAUAAGAACCUUAAAGAUAUUUCAAAUAUUGGGAUGAUAAAUAAAGUUUAUCACCUAAGAAAGAUAAAAUUUUACAAAAUUUAGAUUAAUCUCGAUAUAAAAGUACUCAUAAACUUAAAGAGUUUUUAAAAGGAGCAGGUAUAUAUAUCAAAAUAAUAUAAUAUUUAGAGGUCAGUGCAAAAAAGAUGAUUUCAGUAGUUUAAAAAGGAAAACAAAUUAUAAAAGAGAAAUAAGAAGAAAGAUGUAUUAAAAUGUUAGUAAAAUCCUAAAUUCAAGAAUUUCGCAAAGUUGAAAAAAGUAUUUUAUAAUAAAAACUUGAGAAACAUAUUUAAUGCGAAUACUGGGAAUAAAUUAUUUCAUUAUUAAAAAUAUGUAGAUAAGCUUAUACUAUUUUACAAGUUAUUAUUAUUUUUUAAUUAUAUAUAGGAAAGGAAAAGAAUACUUAGAAUUUAAGCAAAAGCAAAGUUAAUAGUUUUAAGAAUAAAGACAAAGUUAUUCAUAGAAGUAUAAUAAUUUGGACAUAAUCCAUUUGAAAGAUGCAACAAUAAAUCAUUACUUUUAUUAAAGACAAUUGCUAUCCAUCUAUAAGAACUAUCUAAAUCAAGAGCAUAAAAAAUUGCAACUGAUUUCUUGAAAAAAACACUCAUCUUUUAAACGACUUUAAUAGUUCAUAAUAAGAUGGUGUCUAAAGGUACGAUAUUUUUAAUGUAGUAAGAAUGAUUAUUAAGGCAUUUAAAGCUAAAAGGUUUUAAAAACGUGCUUUUAAGGAUAGAUUUUGGAGAUUAAUAAAAAAUUAUUUUGGUCAAAACAAUGAUACUCAGUUAUUUACAACUUCUUCAGUCAAAGCAAUUUAAAUUGAUAAACCUAUUAUGUCAAAAGUUAUAGAGUAAUAUAUAAAUAAGAGGAAAUUAUAAUGGUCUUAGUAAUAUAAGGAAAACAAUAGUUCUGAUUCUAAGGAAUAUCAUAGACCAGAAAUUCAAAUAUUUUAAUUACCUAACGAUUUAGAAUUUUAAUAAAUUAUGAAGGAUUAUUAUAUAUUAAAGAAAAUCAAUUGA
Molecule: messenger RNA, 1816 nt
Organism: Paramecium pentaurelia
Lineage: Eukaryota; Ciliophora; Oligohymenophorea; Peniculida; Parameciidae
Source: the annotation of a GenBank genome assembly